AUGUUGUUUAAAUUUGUAGCAGGUCCAAGGAAGAAAAAACCAGGAACCGUUCCUGUCUACCUAAACGUCUAUGACCUCACACCUAUUAACGGUUAUGCUUAUUGGUUUGGUCUUGGAAUCUACCAUUCAGGUGUUCAAGUUCAUGAUGUUGAAUAUGGUUUUGGGGCACAUGAAAAUGACACAAGUGGUAUAUUUGAAGUGCAACCGAAAAACUGUCCUGGUUUCACUUUCAGAAAAUCUAUUUUCAUUGGAACAACGGAUCUGGGGAGUAAAGAUGUUGGUGUUUUCAUGGAGAAACUAGCGAGAGAAUAUUCUGGAAAUUCUUACCAUCUUAUUUCUAAGAAUUGUAACCAUUUUUGUGAGGAUGUUUGUUAUAAGUUGACGGGGAAAUCGAUUCCGAGAUGGGUUAAUCGACUUGCCAGACUUGGUUUAUUUUGCAACUGUGUUCUUCCGCCUGGCUUAAACGAAACAAAGGUUCGACAAGUUACAUCCGACAGGGUUCAAGAAGGUGAAAAACGGAAAAUCAGAAGUCAAUCCAGCAGAUACGAGGCUUCCUCCAACCCCCGCGGUUCAUCUAGACAUUGCCUUCGUCCGUCGUCAUUGAUGAAAGCUUCUUCAACCACAACAUUAACAGUGAAGUAA
Molecule: messenger RNA, 642 nt
Organism: Vicia faba (fava bean)
Lineage: Eukaryota; Viridiplantae; Streptophyta; Magnoliopsida; Fabales; Fabaceae
Source: the annotation of a GenBank genome assembly